Molecule: messenger RNA, 3048 nt
Organism: Magnusiomyces paraingens
Lineage: Eukaryota; Fungi; Ascomycota; Dipodascomycetes; Dipodascales; Dipodascaceae
Exons: 3
Coding region: 1-3048 (1015 amino acids)
Biological process (GO): positive regulation of anaphase-promoting complex-dependent catabolic process; anaphase-promoting complex-dependent catabolic process; positive regulation of ubiquitin protein ligase activity
Cellular component (GO): anaphase-promoting complex
Molecular function (GO): ubiquitin ligase activator activity; protein binding; anaphase-promoting complex binding
Source: RefSeq, a predicted model, not a curated record
AUGGCAUCUUCCUCCCUGUCCCCUUCUUUUCAACCCCCUCGGCGCAAAAAGCCUCGCUACUGCGACAGGUUUAUGCCCACGACAUCGCCAUUGACUCCUUAUUUUCUCAUCACCCCGCCUCUUUCUUCCAAAAAACUUGUGCCUCCUUCUUCUGGAGACAAGAAAAAAAAUGUUUUCAGAAACGGCUCGACAGCAAAUGCUGCUAUCAAUGCUGCGGCUCAAGCUCCUGCGCCGCAGCUACCGCGUUUGGGUCACUUACUCCACACAAUGGCCGAUGUGGAACAGAAUGUACCUGACGUGCGCCGAAAUCAGAGAAUUGACGGGAGCUUGGUGUCACUUUUGGGGCCAUUGGGACCACCACCACAGUCUCUAGUGCUUCCGCUAGAUAAUGUUUUUAACUUGCUUGAUUUAUCUUCAGACAGUAGUAGUAAUAACAACAAUAAUAAUAACAGCAACAAUGUUAAUGAUGCAGAAUUUGAAGAAGACACUUUUGAUACCCAUGUACCCACUUUAACUGGAGUUCCUGGGAUACCCCAAGAUUCGAUGCAAACACCAGUCCCCCAAGCUUCAGUUGCCGUGCCUCCAUCUGAUAUUUCAAAAAAAAUUGGUCAUCACAGACAUGGCCAUAAGAUUGCCAAAGCUUUGGGAUUUCAAAACCCCUCAAAGGUAUUUUCCUACCAAUCACCUCAAAGAAGCCAUUUCCAAAACGGCUCGUUUUCACAAUCUUCUGUUUCGUCAGCUGCUGUCACUUCCGCUUCAUUGAGUCCUAAUAACAUUUUUAGUCCUGCUCCAGAUUCUGCAGCCUCAUCUACAUCUUCGUCGUACUUUUAUAGCUAUACCCCAUCAGGUGCGGAUCACAAACCCUCUUCAGUGGCUUCUUUGAGGUAUUUGGAAAUGAGCGGACCAGUAGCUAGACUUUUGCAAUCCUCUCAGUUUCAGCAUCCGUCUACAGGUGACACAUUUUCAAGUGUUUGGGGCGUAUAUGAUGAUGAGUACUUUGACACUUUUGAAUCUGUGCCAGUUAAUUUGGGAGACCAAGGAAUUGAGGAAGACGACGAAGACAAUUACUAUUAUUUUUAUGAUGGUGAUGACUUUACACAUGGAACCGGUGCCGGAAUCGUCCUGCCACCUUCUCAAGCGAACUCAGGUGCUGGUGCGAGGGCGCACGGUUUGAGAAACACUGUGGUUCCUCGAGAUUAUGGAGGUGCGGCUAUAACUACCAGUAACACAUCCAACACAUCCGGACGAGUAUACAACCACAUUCCGUACCGCAUACUUGAUGCCCCUGGGCUUCGAAACGAUUUUUACUCAAACCUAGUGACAUGGUCUGGAGUAACAGGUCAAGUAGCUGUUGGGUUACUCGACGAAGUAUAUGUGUGGAGUGAAGGUAAUGGUGCGACUCUUUUACAGACUCCCACGGGAUACGGAGACGUGACAAGCGUUGUUUUUGCCCCAGUAGGGAUGUUUGCUAUCCCAAACGUUGUUGUACCUCAAGGAUUUGAGCCACCACAAAAUGUACUUGCAAUCGGGUACAAGGAUGGAACUCUAGUGUUGUAUAAUGUGGGAACGGAAAGUGUCUUGGGUGCUUAUACAUUGGCAUCGGCUCCUGUUAGCUUUUUAUGCUGGUUCCCGUUGUUGAAUGAGGAACAGCAGCAAUAUCACAGAAACUCUUCGGAUGAUUUAUUUGGACAGUCCCCAGAUAUGCCUGUAUCUUUGGAGUCUAGUUCAAUGACAUCUGACCCAGCAUCUAACGAAACAAGUCCAGGUCAAGACCAACAAAUGCUACGUGCUCGUUAUAUUUUGAUUGGAGAUGAUCGAGGAGCUGUGACUCGGUUACAUUUAGAAUGGCGAUUUCAAGAAAAUGGGAGGCCCAAAGUGGAUAUUACUGUGGGUGAGGUUCUCAAGGGACACACAAUUGCUUUUAGUUUGGACCAGAAACAAGUUGCAGUUGGGGGAAAUGACAACUUGGUGACGAUUUGGGAUGUAAAGGAUUGGGGUAGGCCUACUCUAGUCCAUAAGCUGGCACACAGGGCAGCUAUUAAAGCAAUGGAAUACUGUCCCUGGGCACCAUAUCUUUUGGCCACUGGUGCCGGGUCUCAAGACCGUGCUCUUAGAUUCUGGCACACAAGAACAGGCACGCUGUUGAAAAAAAUUGAAACUAAAGGCCAAAUCACAUCGGUGAUUUGGUCUCGACAUAAACGCCAGCUUGUGGCUACGUUUGGGUUUCACGAUAACGAGAACCCGAUUUUGCUUGCUGUGUAUGCGUUCCCGCAGUAUGCGUUGGGAGCCGUACCUAUGGACUUCGGUGUUUCUGAUAGUGUGACUGGAAGAAUCCCCACAGGCAUGGCUUCAGAGCGACUAUCAACUGAAAUACCUGGAAGAAAUACCGGCACGCCCGACUUGGCGACAGCAGGAACUCGAGAUUCCGAAACAACAAUAACAACCACAAAUACUUUGGUAGAAUCCGCACCUUUGAUGGCAGGAAGAGUGUCGAGAUCGGAACGGUUGCGUGAUGGGUUUGGUGAUAUGGGUCGGAUUCCCCGAAUGCGUAGACUUCGAGGACGGUCUCAAAUGGGUGCUGCUCCAUCACCGUUCUUAUCGUUGACACCUUUGCAUCGCAGACCACGACACGCACCAGCGGCUGCCGCUGCUGCCGCUGGAGGAAGUGGUGGGGGUGGGGCCAGCGGGGCUAGUGGAUUGUUGCAGUUGUUGCAAAGUCAUGCACAGCAGUAUCAGCUCCAGCAGCUGUUGCGACAUCCACGUGCAAGCCACCGGGCCCGAAGGCCUCCUGCCUCGCGACCGUUGAUGCAAGUCCCUACACCAUCGGGGUUGCGUGUUUUGUCUGCAACUAUGUCGCCGGAUGGUACUUGCAUAUGUGUUGCGACAAAUGACGAGACUGUGAGGUUUUUUAAAUUGUGGAAUGGAGAAGGCCCUCGGGUGCCCAUGACGAUGUGGCAGUCGGUGUACCAUCCCAACAGUCGAGUUUUGGAGAGUGAUUUGAUUGAGUUUCGGGAAGGGAUCGAAAAGGUGAAUGAAAUUAUUCGAUAA